GGAGGAGGGAAGGAGAGAGAACUCAACUUAAAAACAUACUAAUAACUAUCUCAAGCAUUCACCAAAACAUCCCUGAAGGAAAUGAGGAUGGCAUUCCACUAUAAAUUCAUUGUUCGACCUCCUCUCAUCUUCACAUUUCUCUCUUCUCUCCUUGUUCGUAUCGACCAACUGGGGAUAACAACCAAAAUGAAAAUCCCGAGCCACGGGGGCUAAAGUGAGGACAUCUUGCCAUCUCACCAAAGGCGAUCUGGCUUUUCCUCAUUCAUCUCAGUUUCUCAAGAGACCAAAUGAAACCAACAAAUUAAAAAGAAGGAACUGCUGGCGCUUAGUUCGGAAAGUGAUCAUUCCUAUCCUCGAUGAUCCAGUUCGGAAAAGAGAUAGGGGAAGAGGGGAAAUGCUGAAAAGUUGCCUGCUGUAGUCUGCAUGUAAUUUCUUGGUGUACCACUGCUUGCUGUGGAUGGCUUUGGGAUUUUGUUUUCUCCACCUUCCUCUUUUUCCAGCUUUUUCCUAGUAAGAGUCCAAACGUUAUUAUUUUUUUAGAAAAGAAACCAACAAAGAAAAGUUACACACCGGAACCUCAGCUUUGACAGUUAUAAGUUUUGUUGGCAGCAUUUUCUCCUUCCCUCUUGACAUUUCAUUCAACAUUACAGGCAACAUAUAUGUAUAUAUGUACAUAUACACAUACAUGCGUUCAAGCAUGUGUACAUAUUAAGUAUACAUAUGUGUUUAGAAAGAUAUACAAAUAUGUGGGUAGAUCUACUUAUUUUAAUCCAUGGUAACUUGCAUUGCUGCUUAUUUUAAAAGACCCCCGUCCCCCUUCCAACUUUUUUCUCCCUUCAUCAAUCCUGACUCUGAGAGAGCAAUAUGGUCUUGAAGUUGGCCUCUUCUCUGCUCCUGUUGGUUUUCGAAGUGCACUUGGCUUCCGCUGGCGUCCCGGCUCUACCGGCACCCACCUAUAGUCAAACCUAUCAACUUCCACCAAUUGCAGCAGAGACAGCAGAAGCUCAUCUCCGCUCCCAGCCGCAGAAGGAGAUGCUUCAGCAGCGGCAGCGGCAGCGGCAGCGGCAGCGGCAGCAGCAGCAGCAAAAGUACCCUCAGCAGCCUCCUUACACCCUCGCUACCAACCGCAAAACUCGCGGUCUAGUGCAAAACAUUGACCAGCUUUACUCCGGAGGAGGCAAAGCGGGAUACCUCCUCUAUGUGGAGGGAAAGAAGUUUCUCCUGGAUUUGGAACAAGACGGCUCCGCGGGCUUCCCAGAGUUUUUGAAGGCCGGUCAGCAGGAGACCUGGCCUCCAUCUCCACGCCACUGGGAUCGCUGCUUCUACCGCGGCACUGUGGACGGAAGCCCCCGCUCUCUGGCCCUCUUUAACCUCUGCGGAGGGCUGAAGGGCUUCUUCGCUGUUAAACACACCCGCUACACCAUCAAGCCGUUGUUGCUGGGGACAAGGGAAGCUGGAGAGGGGCGGCUUUAUCGGGGUGGCUCGUUCCAGGGGCUGCACGUCUUCACUAGAGAGGGCUUCAGUUUCAAAACGCUGAAGCUUCGCAGCAGCUGCGAGACCCCGAGCCCUCCCAGGACCCGCCAUAGACCACCAGGAGCAGCUCCUACGGAGGCGUUUCAGAAGCAACCAUCUCCGCAGCCCUUGGCGGCACCAGCGGCCGAACCACCCAAGGGGUGGCGACGUCAGCGGCGCUCCAUCUCCAGGGCCAGGCAGGUGGAGCUGCUGCUUGUGGCGGAUGUAUCUAUGGCCAAGAAGUAUGGCCGGGACUUGCAGCAUUACCUGUUGACUUUGGCCUCCAUUGCUUCCCGGCUUUACAGUCACCCAAGCAUCGAGAACCACAUCCGCCUAGCAGUGGUGAAGGUGGUGGUGUUGGAUGACAAGGAGAAAGGGUUGGAAAUAAACAAGAACGCGGCCACUACGCUCAAGAACUUCUGCAAGUGGCAACACCAACACAACCAGUUGGGAGAUGAUCAUGAGGAACAUUACGAUGCAGCUAUUCUCUUUACCCGGGAGGAUUUAUGUGGGCAUCAUUCAUGUGAUACUCUGGGAAUGGCAGAUGUUGGGACCAUAUGCUCUCCUGAGCGCAGCUGUGCAGUGAUUGAGGAUGAUGGCCUCCAUGCAGCUUUUACAGUUGCUCAUGAAAUUGGACACCUACUUGGACUAUCUCAUGAUGAUUCUAAAUUUUGUGAGGACAACUAUGGCGCCAUGGAAGAUAAACGCUUAAUGUCUUCCAUCCUAACUAGCAUCGAUGCUUCCAAACCUUGGUCCAAGUGCACCUCAGCAACCAUUACAGAGUUCUUGGAUGAUGGUCAUGGUAACUGUUUGCUGGACUUACCAAGAAAGCAGAUCCUGGGCCCUGAAGAGCUCCCAGGACAGACAUAUGAUGCUAUCCAUCAAUGCAAGCUGGCAUUUGGGCCUGAGUACACAGUAUGUCCUGGCAUGGAUGUCUGUGUUCGCCUGUGGUGUGCAGUUGUUCGACAGGGCCAAAUGGUGUGUCUGACCAAGAAGCUGCCAGCUGUGGAGGGGACGCCAUGUGGGAAAGGAAGGAUUUGCCUUCAGGGCAAGUGCGUCGACAAAACCAAGAAAAAAUAUUAUUUGACAUCAAACCACGGCAACUGGGGUUCCUGGGGCUCCUGGGGCCAAUGUUCCCGCUCGUGUGGGGGAGGAGUUCAGUUUGCUUUUCGCCAUUGUAAUAAUCCAGCACCUAGAAACAAUGGACGGUACUGCACUGGAAAGAGAGCCAUCUAUCGCUCCUGCAGUGUCAGCGAAUGUCCAGCAUAUGCUAAACCCUUCCGUCAGGAGCAAUGUGAGGCUAAAAAUGGAUUUCAGUCGGAUAUAAAAGGGAUCAAAACCUUCGUGGAGUGGGUCCCCAAGUACGCAGGCGUGCUGCCUGCAGAUGUGUGCAAGCUGACCUGUCGAGCCAAAGGAACGGGCUACUAUGUGGUAUUUUCCCCAAAGGUCAAGGAUGGAACUGAAUGUAGACCAUAUAGUAAUUCAAUCUGUGUUCAAGGGAAGUGUGUGAGAACUGGCUGUGACAACAUUAUUGGUUCAAAGCUCCAAUAUGAUAAAUGUGGAGUGUGUGGAGGAGAUAAUUCCAGCUGUACAAAGAUCAUGGGAACAUUUAAUAAAAAAAGUAAGGGUUACACAGACGUGGUGAGGAUACCGGAAGGUGCCACCCAUAUCAAAGUCCGACAAUUCAAGGCAAAAGACCAGAACAGAUUCACGGCUUACUUAGCCCUGAAGAAGAAGAGUGGUGAGUACUUGAUCAAUGGCAAGUAUAUGAUAUCUACAUCGGAGACCAUUAUCGACAUCAAUGGGACCGUCAUGAACUACAGUGGUUGGAGCCACAAGGAUGACUUCCUGCAUGGGAUGGGAUAUUCAGCUACAAAGGAGAUUCUUAUAGUUCAGAUUCUUUCCACAGACUCAAGCAAAGCAGUCGAUGUUCGCUAUAGUUUCUUUGUUCCCAAAAAGUCAGCAUCCAAAUCAAACGUGGUCAGUAAUCAUGGAAGCAACAGAAUGGGAUCACAGACCUCCCAGCUGCAGUGGGUUACGGGGCCAUGGCUUUCCUGUUCCAGAACAUGUGAUACAGGCUGGCACACCAGGACUGUGCAGUGCCAGGACGGACACCGGAAAUUAGCAAAAGGAUGUCUCCUGUCACAGAGACCCUCAGCGUUCAAGCAGUGUUUGCUAAAGAAAUGUUAGCAUGUGCUUAUGAUUUGGUGGGGGGAAAAAACCAUAAUUAUGCAAACCAGCACUGGCAUGUGGAGAAUUCUAAGCUUCGUUGUAAUUAUUUUCAUGGUUCAAAUUAUGGGCAGAAUUUGCAUUUCAAACCUUGGCAUAUGACAAAGAAAGUCCUGCCAAUUGCUAUAAGUCCUCUAGUCCUAAAAGAAAUAGAAAAAUGAAUGAAUGUAAGCUCAUAAGUUAUUUGAAGAUUACAAACCGAUUUCCCUUUUAUCACCUACCUCUUAACGAAUGCCUUUGAAGACAUCAUAAUUUUCAAUCAUGGUUUAUUUUUGCUGUUUGUAAAUACAUAAUCUUUUCUAUAACUUGAUCCUAUUAAGAAUAAUUCAUUCUAUACAUAAAAUGAUUGACCAAAGUAGGUCUGCAGCUGUUUUCAGUUUCACCCAUUUUCCCAAAAGAGCUGUGGAUAUUUUACCGGAAAAAUAAGCUUGCUGUUGAUAGUAGAUAAUAUAUUUUUUAAAAGACAAAUAGUAUGAAUUUAUAUAAUUUUAAAAAUUCUUGAGCAGAGAUUAUCAGAAUACUUAUCAACAUAUACAGUGGCUUUCUCGUCUGACAUUGGAUAUGUACCUGUAUUUUUCAGGUGGGCAGCCAAAUUGAUUAGAACACGUUUUGUGUGCACGUGUCUAUGUAUGUCCAUAGAAUCUGGGAUUUUUACAAACUUCAGUGGGGGUGGGAUGUUGAAAUUUAGCAUUUAGAUAAAAUAGCAAAUAUUUUACAAAAUCUCAACUAUGCAUUUAUUCUUCAUUGUUUUCUUCCUGUGGCUUGCAACUGGAAUCUAAAGUGUCGUGGGUCUAAGAAGAGCAUUUGGAGAAGCUCUGUUUUCCUUGAGAAUGAAAGACAUGCAGGAAAUAGUAUUGUGUCUCUAGUUAACACCUUUUGGGCUAGCGUCUCCCUUACCAGAACACAUACAAUGUACUGUUUAUCUGUUUUGUUUUGUUAAAAAUUAUAGCCCAAAAGGAAUUAGUGUUCUGAUCCCCUCACAUAUUUAGUUUUGCUAAAAGUAUUAAGUGUCCCUCAGAAAUUAACAACAUCUUGAUGUAGUUGCCAUCAGUGCAAGAUGUUUUUUCAUGUAGAAGGUAACUAUUUUUAAGAGAAAAAUUAUUGGUAUAUCAAACACUACAUGCUAAAGAUUUUUUUUUCCCAAAUGAAAAGCAUAUUGUUGUAGUAGUCAUAUACUUAUAGGAUAUAAAAUUAACCCUAAAAUGAAAAUUACUCCCUUCCCCAACUAAUUUUUGGUUAUACGAGUUUAAAAUCUGAAAAUAUAUCAGCCUUUACAAUAUUUAAACUACUAAUAACAUUUAGACAAUCUUAUUUUUUAAAUCUUAAAGAAUCAUAGAGAGCCACCCUUGGAGAAAUCGUAACGUCCUUUUAUUCGAGUAUAUUUCAUGCUAUAAUACUGAAAGACACAAUAGAGCUUAUAGAGUCAUAACCUGAAUUUUGAUGUACUGUGUUUGCAUAAAGCCAGGUGUGCUUAGCAUCCAUUGAUUUCACUGGUUAUUUAGAAGCGUUUAACCUUCGAGAUUCUCAAUCUUUGGCAGAAGAAGGAAAAACUAUUUGGCAUUGACAAAAUUCAACCCACACUGAUCCGGUUGUUUUCCUGACACAUAAACAUGCCAUGUUUAAAUCCCCCUUUUUAAUUUGUCUUUUUACUGAAGUCUUUCUGUAUAUUGCAAUGACCUAAACUUCUACUUUAUUUGCAUUCUAUUUUAGCAUAACACCCACCUUGUUAUCCUGGCAGCCUCAGAGCCCAACCAAUGUAUUUAUUCAAAGCAUUUUUUCUUGAUUUCUCCCUGAUGUGACCCGAUCUCUCCACCUGAUCAAAAUACAUUGUAUGUGAUUCUGUUCAAAAUCAGUUGAAGUUGUUUGCUUAUAUAGCCAGACCUCACAUUUCAGCUAAUUGUUUGGAUGCUCCAUAGAUAGAUCCAUAAUUCUGCACCAUUUGGUUGAGAUACAUGCAGAUGGGAGGAUUUACAGGACGUGACCUCUCCCAGUCCUGAGCCUGUGGUACUAUAAAUAUGCUUCCGAUUCCUUACGUCUGAACAUUUCUAGGAUCCUUGAAGCUCAGGGAGGCUCCCUCCUGACCAACCCGAGUAUAAUCAAAACCAUUGCAUGCAUUCCUGAUUCUCUGUGAUGGAGCCAUAAAAUAUUGUAGAUAUAAGAAAUAAGUGGUGCUUCCAUUUCUUUUCUGAAAAAAGAUAUUCUUCUUAAAUAGUUCAUCUGCAAUAUUUGUGUUUAUUACUCAAGAUGACGUGGAGAAUUUUUUAAAACCACUAUAUCUAACUGCUCUAUUUAAAGGACCCUGUUUCUUUCGUUCAAGCAGUAUCCUCCACUAUUAUGGAUGGAUAUAGGUAGAAAAACUAUGAAUGUAUGCCCAAGGAUAGAAUUGCUAAGACUGGCCAGUGUAGUUCAGAGGAAUGGCUACUUCUACAUCUCUAAAGAAUAAUGAGUGCAGUUAGGGAAAUAGAGAGCAACCCAAGCUUCUUGGGUCCCUUCCUGCUCUAAUUCUAUGAUCCUAUAGAUUUGAUUUUUCCACUUAGAAGUGCGAGGCAGCAUGGUACAUUAAAAAAAGUGCUGGAUUUGGAGUCAGAGGACCUGGGUUCCAAUUCCUUCUUUAUUAGUUAUGAUAUUUUAAAAUAUUUCUAUGUCUAUAAAAUGGGAGGGUUUACAGGAGAUGACCUUUAAGGCAUCUUCCAAUUCUGAUUCUGUAAUCCUAUAAACAUGCCUUCGUUGCAUUAUGCCUAAAAAAUUCUGGGGUGCUUAAAGCUCAGGGCUGCUUCCUCCUAACAAACUUGAGUUGAGUCAAAAUCCUCAUGUUCGAUGACAAUGAAAUUUCACCCACAAAAGUUAGUAACUCCUGGCAUUUCUUCCCUUCUGAAGAAAAAAGGACUAGAGAAAAAGAGCUUCAUUUUCCCGUUUUAAUAUUGCUUCCAUAUUUAAAAGGACUUACUAAGACAUUCUCAUGGAUGUGGCAAAUUCAAGUCCUUUUACUCUUCUAGCUAAGUAAUUUCAUCCCACUAAAGAAAAAAGCAAGAAUUCAGUCACAAAGAUAAAAAAAGAAAUAUUGCACUGAGAAAGAAUUUACUGUUUUUGCACCUGGUAUGUGAACUUGUGUGAUUUGUGAAAUUAUUUAUUUUUAUUUAAUAAAAUUGUCAAUUCUGCAAAUUCUUCUACAUGUAACAUGUUAUACAUCUAUUGUGUGUAUAUAUCAUAUACAUGUAUGCAUAUAUAACACAUAUAAAUGUUUUGCUUGAUGCCCUCAUUUUAAAAAGUUACGCUUUCUA
Monodelphis domestica (gray short-tailed opossum) is the source of this 7022-nucleotide messenger RNA. It is a transcript of the gene ADAMTS5, whose product is annotated as ADAM metallopeptidase with thrombospondin type 1 motif 5. Lineage: Eukaryota; Metazoa; Chordata; Mammalia; Didelphimorphia; Didelphidae. Gene Ontology annotation, biological process: proteolysis; extracellular matrix organization. The record is from RefSeq and is a predicted model, not a curated record. Gene Ontology annotation, molecular function: zinc ion binding; metalloendopeptidase activity.